AUGACAACCACAACAUCACCAAAACCAACAUCUGCUUCAGUAGCCACUAUUAAUGUACCGUCCCCAACGGGCAAGAAAAUGCCAUUGGAGGGAAGCUAUGUGGUGUGGAAUAAUCGUGGUGGUUCGGGCAAAACAAAUUUAACUUAUCAUUUAGCUAUUAAAUACGCAUAUCGAAAUCCAGAUAAAACUGUUCUUGUUGUUGAUAUGUGUCCACAAGCUGAUCUUAGUCAUGCUUUUCUUGGUGAUGAUGAAGAAGGACGUGAUUAUGUUUCACAAAUAGGUUCACUAAAAAAAGAUCCAAUGAUACUUGAUGGACAACAACGUAUACCACGAACAAUAUCAGGUUAUCUCGAUAUAUAUACAUCAGUUGGUUUACCAAAUAAUGUUGAUCCACGAACAUUUUUAUUUAAUGUAUCCAAAUUUAACAAUCAAUUGCCUCGUAAUGUUUAUUUAUUAUGUGGUGAUACAUCCCUUGAAUUAUUAAGUAAAGCAAUGGAUUUAAAGCGAAGUUCACAUACAAUAACUCCUUAUGCCAAUCCAUGGCGUACAAUAACACAAAGUUUACGUGCAUUUGUACAUAAAAUAGGCGAAAGACGUGGAAUUAAAUUAAUGACAUUUAUUGAUACAAACUCAUCAUUUAGUGUUUGUACUGAAAUAGCAUUAACAGCUGCAGAUCGUCUUAUAUUACCUGUUAGCGAAGAUCAUCUACAUCGAAAUGGCUUCGAAUAUCUUUUUAGUCUUCUUUAUGGUUUUUCCCAACCGUCCAGUAUAUAUUAUUAUUAUCGUCAUUAUAGUUUUUACUAUCGAGCUGAUGAAAAUGGUGUUAAAUUACCUAAAAUACAUUUAAUUUUAUGUAAAGUAGCAUCAGCCAAUAAAGAACCAAAAAUAGGUAUUGGUGGUAAUGUACCAAUAGCUGAAGAAAUUGAUAAAUGUUGGCGUUUUGUUUAUGAUACAUAUACAAAACAUCGUGAUGCAUUUGAAAUACGUACAUCAUCAUCAAUUUCAACAGCAUCACCAUCACAUGAAAGAAGUGCAUCGACUGCACCACGCUUGUCAUCAAUAUCAUUAACACCAUCAUUAAUACACGAACCACGCCAUUCAUUGUCAACACCUGUAACUCCAUCAUCAACAAGCCAUUGUCAUAAUCAUAUAAAUAAUUUAAAUAGUUUAACACAACAACAAUAUCAAAUACAAACAUUUGAAGAAUUCAUGAGACAAUAUGUUAUGCAUAUUGGAAAUGAAACAAAUGUUGUAUCACGUAUGGCUGUCAAAUCACAUUCACCAUUACUUGCUGUUAAACACCCACAUCAUUCACAUGAAUAUCAAAUAUGUGCACAGACUUUUGACAAAACAUUAAACGAUAUUGUUGAACGUAUUUGA
Messenger RNA from Rotaria sp. Silwood1, 1380 nucleotides. Lineage: Eukaryota; Metazoa; Rotifera; Eurotatoria; Philodinida; Philodinidae. The record is from the annotation of a GenBank genome assembly.